AUGUUCAGAUCACUUUUGCAAACCAGAAGAAUUCCAAGUGUGAGACUGCCGCUUUUGGCUCGUUAUAUCUCCACUGAGAUCAAGGAUGCCAUCGACAAGGCUGUCCAAAGCUCUCCAGUUGUGUUGUUCAUGAAGGGUACUCCUGAAUUCCCACAGUGUGGCUUCUCUAGAGCCACCAUCCAAAUCUUGGGCCAACAAGGUGUGGAUCCUAACAAGUUCGCCGCCUACAAUGUGUUAGAAGACCAAGAGUUAAGAGACGGUAUCAAGGAGUACAGUCAGUGGCCUACUAUUCCACAGCUUUAUGUUAACAAGGAUUUUGUGGGUGGAUGUGACAUUGUCAUGUCCAUGGCUCAAAGUGGAGAGUUGGCCGAGUUGUUAGAGGCCAACGACUGUUUGGUGCCAGAGGAGGAAGAGGCUCCUAGCUCAGCUGACGUCAAGCCCGUCAAAAGAUCUUAA
This is a messenger RNA of Sungouiella intermedia, 456 nucleotides long. NCBI's taxonomy places the organism in Eukaryota, Fungi, Ascomycota, Pichiomycetes, Serinales, Metschnikowiaceae. The record is from the annotation of a GenBank genome assembly.